Penicillium antarcticum is the source of this 2559-nucleotide messenger RNA. Its product is annotated as glycosyltransferase. Bases 1 to 2559 code for a protein of 852 amino acids. Gene Ontology annotation, biological process: carbohydrate metabolic process. The transcript has 8 exons. The record is from RefSeq and is a predicted model, not a curated record. Lineage: Eukaryota; Fungi; Ascomycota; Eurotiomycetes; Eurotiales; Aspergillaceae. Gene Ontology annotation, molecular function: hexosyltransferase activity; UDP-glycosyltransferase activity.
AUGGUGAAGAUUGCUCAGCAGAUUGACAUUGGGAUUUUCGCAUACGCGUUACGGAGCCAAGACAAUGACGACUGCUACAGAGCCGUCCGCAGACAUGCCCUGGAAUGCCUCCAGGGAGAUGGACGCUUGGAUAUCAACUUGUCUGACACCAGUCUUGUGCGAUUAUUGGCUCCCUUCAGGCCUUCUCCGCCCUGUCCGCCUCGUGCAGAACUCGCUGAACGGGCAGCCCAACGAAAGGAAGAGGAUGCAAGUCCCUUCCGUCUCAACAUUGUCAUCCAAGUUGUAGGGUCUCGUGGAGACAUCCAACCAUUUAUUGCGGUUGGCAAAUCCUUGAAGCAGUACGGUCAUCGCGUCCGACUGGCGACACAUUUGACAUUUAGAAAUUCGGUCAUGGAGAAUGGACUAGAAUUCUUCGAUAUUGGAGGACAUCCAGCAGAAUUAAUGGCCUUCAUGGUGAAGAACACGGGACUGCUACCUGAAUUUAAGACGAUUCGAAGCCGAGCUAUCCACCGACACCGACGCGACAUGGAUGACAUUAUCCAUGGCUGCUGGCGCUCAUGCUCCGAGACUGGAGAUGGAACGCAACUGCACCAGAUUCCGGAUGAUUCCGUGCAUGGUAUCGUCGGUUGCCGACAACGGCCAUUUGUGGCGGAUGCAAUUAUUGCAAAUCCCCCGAGCUUCGCUCAUAUUCAUUGUGCGGAAAAGCUUGGGAUCCCUCUCACCAUAAUGUUUACGAUGCCAUGGUCACCUACCCAAGCUUUCCCACACCCGCUAGCCAAUAUCAGACGAUAUAAGACGAAACCAACGGUGGCCAAUGCUGCGUCCUAUGCCAUUGUAGACAUGAUCCACUGGCAGGGCCUCGGCGACAUUAUCAACAGAUUCCGCAGAAAAACCCUCAAAUUGGACAUUCUGGAUGCCGCUCAAGCUCAAGGCAUCGUUCAUCGGUUGAAUAUUCCGCACGCUUAUCUCUGGUCUCCUGCAUUACUUAGCAAACCAGAGGAUUGGUCCGACAAUAUCGACGUCUGCGGGUUUACCUUUCUCUCCUCUACAACCGACUACACCCCCCAGAUGAUCUUGCUGCCUUUCUACGGGCGGGCCCGCCCCCAAUCUAUUCAAAUUAUCCGCGGCGCCGUUCAAAAAACUGGCCAGCGUGCGAUUAUCUCUAAAGGCUGGAGUGGGCUAGGAGCGGAUAGUGUGGAUAUUCAAGAAGGGAAUAAUUUCCUCUUGGGCAACUGUCCUCAUGACUGGCUGUUCCAGCAUGUUUCCUGUGUGGUGCACCACGGCGGUGCUGGGACAACCGCAACUGGUCUCAAAUUUGGGUGUCCGACAGUCAUUAUUCCAUUCUUUGGUGAUCAGCCUUUCUGGGGGGCCAUGGUCGCCCGAGACGGAGUUGGCCCGUCUCCAAUUCCUUAUAAAGACCUCACUGUGGACAAACUGGCGGACGCUAUCUUGGAGGCUUUGAGCCCAUCACCAAAGCAGAAAGCCCACGAAAUCAGUAAGAUCAUCCAAGGCGAAUCAGGUGUUGAGAACGCUGUCUCCAGUUUCCACAGGCAUUUGCACUAUGAGCGAAUGAGGUGUGCUCUAUGCCCGUCUCGUCCGGCUGUGUGGUGGCUGAAGGAUUCCAAACUCGCCCUGAGUGCCUUUGCAGCGACUGUGUUGGUUGAAGCUGGAUUACUCGAUCUGCAUGGUAUCAAGCUGAGACCUAGGUACCGUUCUGAAGAAUACGACACUAGCAGAGAUCCACAGAAUCCGCUCAGUGCGGGAUCACAGGCACUAUUUGGCAGCAUGACCAAGUUUAUGAUUGACGUGGGAGACACGGCCUCGGAGAUUUUUGACUUGGUCUCGGGCAGACGGUGCUACGCAUAUUUUCGCGGAAAGCGUCAGAGAGAGCCAGGUGACCGUCUUCAAAGACAUGAGUCGACUUCCGUCGAAGAACGUGCUGGGACUCCCACUGUGCUGAGGGAUGACUGGGAUACAGUGAGACGAGGGUCAUUUAGUGCGCGAUCCAAAAGGAAAGGCAGGAAAAGGUAUGCUGCGGCCUUUGAGAAUUUCCUGCCAACAACAGCGGCUCAUGCAAGUCGUUUGGCGCGAGGGACCCUGGAUAUAAUCAUCAUACCCCCCAUGGAAAUCAGUCUUACCUUGUCCAAAGGUUUUCGCAAUGCGCCCUUAUUAUUUCACGACGAUACUGUGAGGGAUCGCCCGAGGGUAAUUGGGAUUCACAGUGGAUUGCGAGCUGCGGGAAAUGAGUUUAUAUUCGGCAUUUACGACGGUAUCAGCGGGCUGAUCACACAACCUCGCAGUGGCCUAAAGAAGGCCGGAGCUAAAGGCCUCAUUGGAGGAGUUGAAAAAGGGGCUGCAGGUGUUAUGCUCAAACCAUUAGCAGGACUGUUUGGAUUAGCAGCAUACCCUUUGACCGGUCUUCACAAGCAUCUGCGGGAUUCCUUAUCCGAGGGGAAGCAGAGGCACAUUCAGCGCUCACGAAUUGCUCAGGGGAUUGAGGAAUUCCAAACUUCAUCCUCUGACGAACGGGCGGAUGUCAUCAGACAAUGGCGUGCUUGA